This is a messenger RNA of Penicillium mononematosum, 441 nucleotides long. RefSeq lists its product as uncharacterized. Lineage: Eukaryota; Fungi; Ascomycota; Eurotiomycetes; Eurotiales; Aspergillaceae. The transcript has a single exon. The record is from RefSeq and is a predicted model, not a curated record. The coding region runs from base 1 to 441 and encodes 146 amino acids.
AUGGCAUCACAUUCUGAAAUGGGCGAUGUCCCUGAUCAAAAUGAAAUUGGUGAUGUCGACUCUCUGGCAUCUACCGCAGAAAGCGACCCGGAAGCGGAGUACCUCGUGAAUGACAUCCAUGCGGAACGGAGGUUCUACGUAGAACCAGAUUCUGAGGAUGACGAGGGUGUCUUUAUUACUCAGUAUUUGGUCGAGUGGACUGGAUACAGCAUGGACAGGUGCAGCUGGGAGCCGAGGGAAAUGUUUACUUCGGAAGAGACCCUAGAUGCCUGGGAAAAAAAGAAAAGGCAGAUUGCCGAGGGCAAGGUUAAGCCUCGCUUUAAUCUCAAGUCAUGGGAGAAGAGUAUGGCUCUGUUGGAGAAGAAGGCAAAAAAGCGAAAAGAAGACCGAAGGCGUAAACGAGAGCAAAAGGGCACGACAGAAAAGCCUCCCUCAGGCUGA